Molecule: messenger RNA, 3403 nt
Organism: Porites evermanni
Lineage: Eukaryota; Metazoa; Cnidaria; Anthozoa; Scleractinia; Poritidae
Source: the annotation of a GenBank genome assembly
AUUUCGAGCCGUGAAAUAACUCUAGGACAAUGAAAUUUCAUAUAUCACCGAGAGCAUAUGCCAAGGUCCUCUUACAUACCUCGAAAUACCCACACAAGGCCGUGAAUGGAGUCCUGUUAGGAGACGAAACCCUUCAAGAUGGUGAAGUGUAUGUUUUAGAUGCCGUUCCUUUGUUUCAUAUUUGCCUUGGUUUGGCUCCGAUGUUAGAAGUUGCCUUAGCAAGGGUAAGAUAAACGUCCAUUUAAGGAUUCUUGCUAAUGUUUAGCGAGGUCCGCUGAUGCGGAAGUUGACUUUUAGGCAGUUCAACAGACUGAUACUUUUAAAAGCUUUAAAUUAAAGCUUAAGUAAAAGCUAGCUCCGUAGUUUAAUCUGAACUCGACCUCGGACUGGUAAACUAAGGAGACUCUCUUUAUUGUUCUAGAAAAGAGACAGAACAGAGAGGUCAGGUUCACUUUGAAAUCAUUCUUUUCCUCGAUUUUACCGGAUCCCAGGACACGACCCUGUCUGCUUUUCUUUCCACCAUGUACUAAGCACAUUUUUAUUUUCUGCUUGUGCUCACACAAUGGUUUUUAGUAGAGGGUCUAGAUGGACGUACUUCAUUAACACCUAGCUCUUAUGUGUUUGGCUCUGUUACGCUUAUUUCAGGCACUUGAAUGAUAAAAUUUGGGGGAAUCAUUAUGCAGCUGUUUUAACACUCAACACCGUAAAAUGGGUAAAUGACUGUAAUUUUCAGGUUGUACAGCAGACCCAGUCCUGCUCCCCAUACAACAACCUUAUUUAUAUGACCAGACUGUCCAAACUUUUGGCUAUGUAAAAUCGGGAUAUUUUUAUAACCAAGGUAUCAGGCGAAUGCCGAAGGGGAAAGCCCACUAUUGGUAGAUCUGGGGGCAUGCUCCCCCAGAAAAAUUUGAAAUUUUGAUCCUCUGAAAUGCCAUUACUACUACCAUUGUUUUCAGAGGACAAUUUUUGACUAAAAUGUUCGCUAAAUUGAUUGUCAUUUUUAUGCUUAUUUAUAUUUGCAUGGCAAACUUGACUCAAUUUUAUUAUAUAUUUUGUAUCGUUUUUAAAGUUUUCUACAUAUCAGUUUCAGUUAAGUAUAAUCUGUUAAUGUGUUGAUGUGUUCUUGUAUAAAUGUCAUAAAUGUCAUAAGAAUUCAUUGGAAAAAUCAAAACAGUCAAAAUCAGGAUUUUCCCUGUCCCAAUUGUAUGUCGGUCAGGAUUGAUGAUUUUCAAGCAAAAUAAGAAGAAUCCAGACGAAACUGGGAUGGUUGGACAGUCUGUAUGAUUAUUCACACCAUUAUGAGCACAUUAUUUUGGCCAAGCCUAAAAGCACUGAGUCAUAUUCUUUUCUCGGAAACCAUUUAAUAUGACCACAUAAUUACAAGGAACCACCUUAAAGUAAACCGUACAAAAAUUUAGAUGUCUAGCCAAUGAAAGUUUGAAUGAAUAGAGCAAAAAUAUUGAAAGGUUCCAUGUAAACAAAGUGGUUGGUCAAAUUUUUCAGCCAGUUCAGAAUUCAUCCAGUCCGGUGUGAACAAAGCUUUCGACCCUGGAUCUUGUGACCCAGUUUUUUUGGUUCAUUUGAAAAAAAUAUCUUGCGCUCACUUCCACUGCUCUAAUUCAUGGUAAACCAUUGAUUUCUUUUCUUAGGUUGAUAUCUACUGUAAAGAAAGUGGCUUACAGAUUGUUGGCUACUACCAAGCUAAUGAGCACAUUAAUGACAGUAGGUAUGGUAAAAGUAUUAUUUUGAUAUCAUAUUUACGUGCCAUGUAUCUUUGCAUUACAGUGAAAUCAAGAUCUUUCAAACCUCUGAUACUGACUUUUUUCUCAACAUUUUGUUCAUUUUGAUGAUUAUAUUCUCAUUGUAUUCUUAAAAAAAAAAUGUUCAUCAUUGAUUUAUGCCCGAAUCUUCAUUACUUCUACAGUCCCAAUUUAAUCUGUUACAAAAUUGCUGAGAAAAUAUGUGACCAGUUUAACAAUGCAUUCAUUCUAAUGGUAAGUCAGUUUUUUUUCAAUAUUUUCUAUAGUGUAAUGCUUUUAGGUUGCAAUGGUAGUUAUUAUACAUGUAAAUAUCAUAGUUAUUGUUUGUUUGAAUGUUUGAUUAGUAUUGAUUUCUUAACCAAAAUAUAAACAAAAUAGUUAACUUUUUAUGUCUUAUUUGAGAAGUUCUAGAAAGAAUUUGUUAUCUAUUUUAACAGGUUGAUAAUACUAAGCUGUCAGUACCAUGUGAAGAAAUAGCUUGUAAGGUAUUGAUAGUAGUGUUAGUUAAAGAAUCAUUGCUAUUUAAUUUGUCUUGGGCACUCCCCCAUAUUGACUUACUGAUUAUUUCUUGUGUAUUGUACCCUAGCCUGCAAAUGCAGACGUAUCUCUGGUCGUCAUCUCUCUCCUACUUUUUGGGUGGAGUGAAGAUAUGACCAUAAAUUGGUCUGUAUUCGCAGGCUAAUAAUUUGAACCCACACAUAAUGAACAACCUCUCUUACUAACUAACUCACAACAUUUUGGGUUGAUUACCCUUUUACAACCAGCUUAAAACCCAGUUUAAGCAAUUGAAAGUAAGUAGAGUCUACUUACAUGUACAUGAUAGCAAACAUUUAAUUGUGAUGAUUUUUGUGACGUAUUAUUUUUGACAAUUUACUUAUGGUUUUGCUUAAGUAAUCAUAUUCAAUAGCUUCCUCUGUCUUUGAACCAAAAAUGGUUGAAUUAUUGUUCAACCAGCAAUUGAAAACCUAUAAAAAUGCUUGGUGUUGCACUGUUUGAUUCCAAUAAGCAACUGUUUUAAAUUUAAUUCUUCAUAAAUGGACUCAAGUACAGCUGUAGCACGCAGCUGUCAGGUAGAUAACAGGUACUGUAAAAUUAUUUCAACAUGGUUUUGUCUUUCAUCUUUAGUGCUAUGUAGUCCAAGAUAAUAAGUGGAAACAGAGUGAUAAAGAUUUGUAAGUACCAGUUAAGAUGAAAACUACUUGCGUAAAUUAGAAAACAGGCUUCAGUUCUAUUCAUUGCAGUAACUUCUUAACUAGAUAUUAAGCCUUUGUUCUUCGCUUUGUUUUUUUUUUUUAACAGAUUACUUGAUGGCGGAGAAGAUACCCUUAGUCUUACAACAGAUCUUCUUGAUGGAAAAGCAUACCAGAGUCUCAUAGACUUUGACAACCAUCUUGAUGACAUAACACAGGAUUGGCUGAACAAAGACAUCAACAGACUAGUUGACCUAUCGCUUGCAACCUGAAUUUUAACCUGUCUGAAACAAUGACUUAGCUUUUUUAGGUAUUUAAUAAUAUAUAUACUGUAAUCCUGAUAUGUAGGAACCAUAAUCUUUUGCAUACAUUUGUCUGAAAAUAAAUUUUCACUGAAUUGUCGCUCACUCACUUGUACCAAAUCUAUAAAAUUUUAAUCUUGGCCUUAUUCUA